Molecule: messenger RNA, 1449 nt
Organism: Pseudonaja textilis
Lineage: Eukaryota; Metazoa; Chordata; Lepidosauria; Squamata; Elapidae
Source: RefSeq, a predicted model, not a curated record
AUGCCCUUAGUCGCUGCCCCCUACCAGUACCAAUCGAACCCCGCACCCAUACAUGCCAUUUUUGAGGUCAACGAACUCAACUUGCCUAUUACAGCUGAAGACAUUGCCACUCACUCCAAAAGGGACAAGGUAAUUGCCCAAGUCCUGGACUGGGUGGGAAGGGGGUGGCCUACAAUUCAAUACACUCCUGAAUUUUUGCCAUUCGAGAUUCGCAGGCAAGAGUUGUCAUCCCUACAGGGUUGUUUGUUGAGGGGGACAAGGGUGGUCAUCCCUGCCACACUACAGGAGCCAAUCUUAAAGGUCCUACACGAAGGCCACCCGGGCAUCAUGAGGAUGAAGGCUCUGGCCCACAGCUAUGUGUGGUGGCCAGGCAUGGAUGCCCAGAUCUCCAGAUGGGUAAGUUCAUGCCAGCCAUGCCAAGCUACCAGACCAGCCCCACCUGCAGCCACUCCUACCAGGUGGGAGGAUGCUGGGGCCCCUUGGUCUCAACUACAUAUCGACCUGGCUGGCCCAGUGCAUGGGCGGACUUUCCUAGUCUUAGUGGACUCUUUUUCUAAAUGGAUUGACCUGGCUCUACUUCCUUCCACAACCACACUGGCCAUCACUAGAGCCCUGACCCGAGUAUUUGUCACCCAUGGCCUCCCUGACAUACUGGUGUCCGACAAUGGCCCCCAGUUCACCUCUUGUGAGUUCGAGGUAUUUGCAGCCAACCUGGGUAUCAGGCACAUCCUCACAGCCCCUUUUCACCCUGCAAGCAACUGGAUGGCUGAGAGGGCAGUUAGGUCAGUAAAAGAAGCAUUAGCGAGGUUUGGCCAGAUAGACUGGUAUUCCAAACUGUCCAGAUACCUUCUGACCCAGCAUACAACCCCCUGCACCACAACAAACAAGUCACCUGCAGAAUUGCUAAUGGGCAGGCAUCUUAGGACCACCUUGGAUAGAUUGCACCCCCAUUACAUCCCUGGCACCCCCUUGGGUUCUGAUAGCCUCGCCAGGGAAUUUGCCCUACAUGACCUGGUCUACGCCAGGAAUUAUGCAGGGGACACGUUAUGGGUACCAGGACAGGUUAUAUCAGUUACAGGGUCAAGAUCCUACAGGGUCCUCCUAGACAACAGUCGUAUGUGUCACAGACACGUAGACCAGCUAAGGAGGUGUUGGAGAAGGACUACUGAUGACUCCCGCACCCAGCCAAGCAACCCAGUCUACCCAGCGAAUGACAAUGGUCCCCAGCCAGGCGAACCGGUCUAUCCAGCAAACACCAAGGGCCCGGUCUACCCAGCAAAUGCCGAGGUUCUGGUCUACCCAGCCGAUGCCAAGGAUCCGGUCUACCCAGCUGAUACCGAGGGUUCCCUACCAGACGACCCGGUCUACCCAGGGAACGCUAUGGACUCCCGACCGAGCGACCCAGUCUACCCAUCCAGCCGAAUGAUGCACCCGAAGCAAGCCGAGUGA